Molecule: messenger RNA, 357 nt
Organism: Engraulis encrasicolus (European anchovy)
Lineage: Eukaryota; Metazoa; Chordata; Actinopteri; Clupeiformes; Engraulidae
Gene: ost4
Product: oligosaccharyltransferase complex subunit 4 (non-catalytic)
Exons: 3
Coding region: 130-243 (37 amino acids)
Cellular component (GO): oligosaccharyltransferase complex
Source: RefSeq, a predicted model, not a curated record
GAAGGACAGCAGACAGAUGACGUGGCUAAAUCAGCUGAAGGCUUGGGAAGCGGAAGACGGCCGAGAAGGAAACGUCACAUUUCCAUCAAUCGUUCUUCCACAGCAAAUAAUAACUCAUCAACACUAACGAUGGUCACAGACGUCCAGCUAGCAAUAUUUGCCAACAUGCUUGGCGUGUCGCUGUUCCUGCUUGUGGUGCUAUACCAUUAUGUGGCUGUGAACAACCCCAAGAAGUUAGAAUAACCCCACUGCACAUCCAACUGAUCAUGGGACCAUCACUGCGCGCGACGGCAAGACGGAAUCUUGGUGUGAAUGUUUUUCAGAAAAUGUUGUGAAUAAACUUCAUGUUUUUCUUUA